AUGGCGGAUCCCAUUCCUAAAUACCCGCUGUACGACUCGACCUACACCGCAUAUCGUCUGUCGCCUCUCUACCAUGGCGCAAAUAUACUGCUUGAAGAGACCACGCUCCGGAUGCAUGCACGCCGGCUGCGCGACAUCCUGCGUGGUGACAUUCUCCGCGGCGUUGACGUCGGCGCCGGCAACGCGGACGGCGGUUCCGGCAUAUUGGAGAGCUGCACAUGGGAUUUGAUUGGAGAUGAAGCAUCAUGGGAGAAACUACACCAGCAAGAUGCAGAAGCACAGGAGGAUGAACAGCCGGGCGACCUUACGGACGCACCGUCUCUUGAUCCUUCGGAAGCACGAGGUGUACAUGUCGAGCUGCGGUACCAGAAGGCUAGCUACACCGCGCUGCUACUGCGUGACCCAGAGGACGAGAGCGUUCCAGCGCCAGAAGGCUUCACGGCACUGCCGCUCCUCCUUGUGCGAAUGCCCGCCGCGCUCCGUGACAGCUUCACGUCCUACAUCGCCUCCACCUUCGACGCGCGCGUCGCUCCCAUGAAGUUGCGCUCGCGCUUCCUCUCCGCAUCGCUCGAGACCAUCCUCUCCCACCUCGACGCCACAGCCAGCACCAGCUUCUCCUCCGCCUCGCCCCUCCCAUCCAUCCUCUCCCGCCUACAACUCCAACUCUCCUUCCCCGCCGCCUGCCCAACCGCCGCCCUGCGCGCGCUCGACAUAACCCUUUCCCGGAACGACAUCCCAGAACUGCUCCGCCGCGGCACCGCCCUCCUCCCCACCACCAACAACAACAUCACCGGCCCCUUCACAGCCGCGCUCUCGCACUACCUGCGCACCCACCUCGCCCUGGACCUCGCCCACCCGGGCGUCCACAUCUCCAAGAUCGCCCUGCCCCCGCUCCUCGCCCUCUCCGCCGACGGCCGCCUCAAGCUCUUCUCCCCGCACACGGCCGCGACCGCCGCGCCAGCAGACUCGUCAACCGCCGCCAUCUCGGUCGCCGGGCUCAAGCGCGUCGUUGACGCUUUCUACACAGCACUACUACGGGCAGCGCGCGCGGCGCCAGUUGCUGAGGGCGUCAGCGCCGGCGCCGGCGCCGGCGGGGAAGAGACGAUGGUGCUGGCGUUCAGGAAGGGGAAAGGCAAGGAGAAGGAGAAGCAGAAGCAACCCGAAAAGGCGACGAAGACAACAACGGCAAAACCGUCAUCGUCGUCCAAAAAGGGCAAGAAGCGCGCUCUGGGCGAAGGAGACGCGAAUGCUGUCGGCGGCGGCGGCGGGCGGGGGAGAAGAAAGGCCGAGGCAUCUCCGGGGAAAAAGCGGAGGCGGCAGCAGCAGCAGCCAGGCCGGGUUGGUGGGGACGCCCGGGAAGAAGAGGAAGAAGUGGAUGAAGAGGAGGAGAUGGUCGGCGGUUCGUCAUCGCAACGCCAGAAGACUACUGCUGCUAGCUCGCGUGGUGGGAGCUUGAGCGUGCCGCAGGAACCACCGCCGCCGUAUGAACUACAUGAUCCGGCGAUUGUGCGAUGA
Lasiodiplodia theobromae is the source of this 1515-nucleotide messenger RNA. Its product is annotated as Siroheme synthase. Bases 1 to 1515 code for a protein of 504 amino acids. NCBI's taxonomy places the organism in Eukaryota, Fungi, Ascomycota, Dothideomycetes, Botryosphaeriales, Botryosphaeriaceae. The record is from RefSeq and is a predicted model, not a curated record. The transcript has a single exon.